AGCAGGGCAAUGCGUAUCAGUUCAUGUAUCCCUUCUCCAGUGGGCGGGUUACAUGCGUAGGACAAAUGGUUGUGCGAGGACUGAUGGGUUUCACUCCUUGUACCGUGCACUCGUCCUCGUUCUGACUAUCGCCUACCUCCUUCAGGAGUUCGUGUAUGCUUACCAGGAGAGAAAUGACAUGACAAAGUUAUCACGCGUCAUGUUCCUCUUACUUUGCCAUAUAACGUCCAUCGCUAAGCAAAUAGUUUUCCAUUACGAUGCUGACAGAAUACAGGAAAUGAUUGAAGGUUUUGAUGAUCCCAUAUAUAAUGGAGAGAGUGCUAGUGCCCUCUCGUUACUUCGAAGUACGACAUUGGUGGCACGGCGUUUGGAGCGGGCGUAUGCUGGCUGUGCUAUACUGACGUGCACAUUAUGGCUUGUGUUCCCUGUGCUGCACCGAUUGUCUGGUAAUCCUGUGCACUUCGCUUUCUGGACCGGUAUAGACACAGAUCCACCAGCGAUGUUUGUAGCUGUUCUAUUGUACUCGUACUACGUGACCACUUUAGUCGGAAUUGCAAAUACAACGAUGGACGCAUUCAUUGCUACUAUUUUAUUCCAAUGCAAAACACAAUUGACCAUUUUGAGAUUAGAUUUUCAAACUCUUCCUCAACGCGCCCUAAUUGAAUGUCAAAAAAAUGAUCUCACUUAUGAAAGCGCUUUAAUUAAGCUGUUUGUGAAAUGUUUUCUCCAUUACAGACGAGUGACCGAAACGGCUGCGUUAUUGCAAGACAUCUUCGGAACAGCUAUAUUAGUACAAUUUGGAAUAGGAGGUUGGAUUCUUUGCAUGGCUGCCUACAAGCUCGUCAGUCUAAACGUGUUAAGCAUUGAGUUCGCGUCCAUGACACUCUUCAUUCUCUGCAUACUUACUGAAUUAUUUCUAUACUGUUAUUACGGGAACGAACUUACGGUUGAGAGCGAGCUCAUAGUUCGCUCGGUGUACUCGAUGCGGUGGGUGAGCUCUCCGCUGCGUUUCCAGCGGUUGCUGCUCCUCCUGAUGCUGCGUGUCCGACGUACCCUGCGACCAGCGGCCGGCCGUGUCAUACCACUCUCACUUGACACAUUCGUUAAGAUUCUUAAAUCUUCGUAUACAUUUUACGCUGUGCUCCGUCAGACGAAGUAAUCAAGAAGAAAAAUAGGACAUUAGAAAAUACUUAGAAUGUAGAUUAGAUCCAAAUAUUGUAACGGGAUAUCGCUGUAGAAUAAAAGGUUUUAAAAGCCUGGAGUAUUACGGCCACCUUUUAUCUUUUGGUUUUUGUUUAACACGUCAAUAUUGUUUUCAGCAAUAAACCGUAUGUUUGUAUGAAUAGGAAAGAAAUCAUAUUCCUUCAUACCCUGCGCACUCAUAUCGUAAUGAAGUCCGAAUACUAACAACGCAGACCGCCUCUUACAAAAAUUCAUACAAAGCGGCUCGCGUUCAUUUCAAUUUCAUAGCAAUAUAAUUUUCAUUCAUUUGCAUUUCAUUCAGUUGGACCGCCAUUACCAUCCAGACAGGUCGGUACUACAAUUAAAUAUUCCAAUUCUAAGGAAAGAUUCUCCAAAACAUAGUUUAAGCGACUAUACAAAUACAACAUUUUAUUUUAUGAAUCCAUUUAUAAAUCCUUUUGCUACACAAAUAUUUUAUACUCUGUGCUCUCAUUUGUGGCGUUAUAUAUAUUAUCUAUGUCUUCUACAUUGUGUCUUAUAUUUGCAAUUCUAAGAGUUAAUUUAGUCCCCGGAGUC
Messenger RNA from Danaus plexippus (monarch butterfly), 1758 nucleotides. Its product is annotated as odorant receptor 94a-like. Bases 53 to 1159 code for a protein of 368 amino acids. Gene Ontology annotation, biological process: sensory perception of smell; detection of chemical stimulus involved in sensory perception of smell. Lineage: Eukaryota; Metazoa; Arthropoda; Insecta; Lepidoptera; Nymphalidae. The transcript is spliced from 8 exons. The record is from RefSeq and is a predicted model, not a curated record. Gene Ontology annotation, cellular component: plasma membrane. Gene Ontology annotation, molecular function: olfactory receptor activity; odorant binding.